Molecule: messenger RNA, 986 nt
Organism: Cokeromyces recurvatus
Lineage: Eukaryota; Fungi; Mucoromycota; Mucoromycetes; Mucorales; Mucoraceae
Exons: 4
Coding region: 166-915 (249 amino acids)
Source: RefSeq, a predicted model, not a curated record
GUUAUUUUAAAUAAACAUAGCAUAAUAAAGAAAGAAAAUCACGAUGAGUUUCCAUUUAUUAUUAAAAUAAAAAAUGAUUUUGAGAAACCGCAUAUGCUAGAUAAAAUUGUUGGUUUUUUGUUUUUUCUAUUUAUUUUUACUUCUUAAAUACAUACAUAUAACACGAUGAGCAUACAAUUUAAAAGCAAUAAAAAGAAUAGAUUAGGGUCAAAUGGUAUAAGACAAGCUGAUGAUCGUCGACCAUCGUCAUUAUUAGAUUCAAUGGACCAAAAAGAACUUGAAGCUCAAUAUGAAAAAAUAAAAAACAUGUUGAAUAACAACUCUCUUAAAUUACCAGAUGGAGGUGCUAAAUUAAAAGCAAAACUUGAACAGAUUAAAUGUCUAUUGGAUGACCAAAACGCUAUUGCCAAUAAAGUGUCAGAAUUAUCACUUGAUGAUAAAAUUAACGUGCGCCAAGAGACAAUUGACCGUUCCAAUAACAUUUCACCUCAAGUACAUUCUACUAAACUUUUAAAAGCCCAUUCAUUGGAUUCAAAAACGGAGCAAAAUACAUCAAGAUCUGCCCGCAUGAUGAGUUUAGAUGAAUCUAUGCAUCUACAAGAAGCACAACAAAAGGAUAUUAAAUUGGCUAAUAUGAAAAAGAGAAUGGAAUCAGUAAGAAAUGCUACAGUAGAUAACUUGGCAGAUGAUUUAGCAAUGACGAUGAAUAGUUUACAAUUAGAUCCUGAGACACGUCAACCACGUCCAGAUGAUGAUGGACUUAGUGAUGAAGAAGGAGAGGAUGCUGAUUCUGAUGACCUUUCAGAUUCAGAAAAUGAAGAACUCUAUGAAAGAUAUGACGAUGAAGGUUUCGAAGAGGAUGAACAACACAUAUUUGAUGAUGGACGACAACAAGACGAUAAUACAAGGAUUUGAAGACAUUGUUUAAUAAUAAUAAUAAAGCACAAGCAUGGUCAUUUAUCACUUCUAGUUCUUAUAAAUGCAGG